Messenger RNA from Hermetia illucens (black soldier fly), 1888 nucleotides. RefSeq names its product facilitated trehalose transporter Tret1 (gene pippin). Bases 331 to 1803 code for a protein of 490 amino acids. The record is from RefSeq and is a predicted model, not a curated record. Lineage: Eukaryota; Metazoa; Arthropoda; Insecta; Diptera; Stratiomyidae. Gene Ontology annotation, biological process: transmembrane transport. Gene Ontology annotation, cellular component: membrane. The transcript is spliced from 5 exons. Gene Ontology annotation, molecular function: transmembrane transporter activity.
GACAAGAUUUCCAUAUUGGCUGUGGCAAGUGUUGGUUCGAGUGAAUGACUGAGUGAUAUCUUGUAAACUGGAUAGACUCUAGCAUGUACCAAAUACAAUUCAUUCGAGAAAGUGUUCCGUGCUCGGCAGCAGUUCGAAUAAAGACUUUAAAAGUUGAGAAAUUUUGUAAAGUUUAGUAACUUUCGAAAAUCAAAGCCGAUUGCGGCUAGGAAGCCUAGUGAAGUGAGGUGAAGUGAAGAUAUAUUGACUUAGCACGUGUAAGUUUAUCCUUGGGGGCUAUAUUGCUAUAGCCUAUAUCAAAGCCUUUUUUUUCAAUGUUACAGGAACAAAAUGACUAAUCAUGACACAGAUCGCAAAGGAAGCUAUAUACCUGCGAAUCAGAAGGAUGUUGAAGGAUGCGAGCUCUUCGAAAUAAUUUCCACCAAAAGAGGAAUAUGGAAUCAGAUAAUAUUGUCGGGAGCUGUGCUGAUUGUGGCGGCCGGGUGUGGAAUGCCAAUCGGUUACUCAGCCGUGCUACUUCCUCAACUGUACAACACUUCUGACCUCUUACAGAUGGACGUGCAAAUGGGCUCGUGGUUUGCCAGCAUCCACAGUCUUGCCACUCCUUUUGGCUCUUUAGUGUCAGGUUGGGCAGCUGAUAGGGUCGGGCGCAGAACAGCACUACUGAUAGCAUCAAUACCGAUUCUAGCAGGUUGGACCACAUUAGCCACCGCUCAAUCACAUGCUUUGCUAUUAAUAGGAAGAGUUGUAGCAGGAAUAGGAGUAGGAUUAGUUGGAGCCCCCGCACAGAUACUUAUUGCCGAAAUCGCGUUGCCUCGUAUAAGGGGUAUGCUGAUAGGAGCACCCUUCAUCUCUUACUCAAUGGGAAUCCUUCUUGUUUACACGCUUGGAUCUCAGCUUCAUUGGCGUCUCGUGGCGUGGCUUAGUACAGUAUUGCCCAUUCUAGGAACGAUAGCAUUAUUUUUCACACCUGAAAGUCCAACGUGGCUGGCUAGAAAAGGAUUACUGGAAAAAGCAACUUCAGCCUUGACGUGGCUGAGAGGUGAAGAACUUCUAGCUAAACGUGAACUGGACGAAAUAUUGCGAAGAUUAAAAGAAGAGAAAACUUUAGAAAAGUCUAAGGAACCUAUAGGAAGCCCUAUCCUAAAAUCGUUGAUAAUCAUCAAUGCAUUCAACUUUCUGCAAAUUUUGUCCGGAACUUUCCUUGUGGUAUUCUACGCGGUUGAUAUAAUUUCCGAGAUAGGCGCUCAUUUUGACAACAUGACAGCAGCUAUCAUGACGGCGGUGGUACGACUAGGAGUCACAGUAAUCUUUUGUAUUCUGCUCUUUGUCAUGCGAAGACGAUCGAUGGUUCUCCUGUCUGGUUUAGGAUCAGGAGUCAGUGCCCUAGCUCUAGGAUUUUAUUUGCUAUUCCAAACGGAUAAGACAAGAACAAGCGUCAACACUUGGAUAACGGCAGGUUGCAUAUUUUUGUACAUCGCCUUCAAUACCGGUUUCAUGAUCCUACCAGGUAUCAUGGUUGGAGAACUUCUGCCAGCGAAGAUCAGAGGGAGUGUUAGCGGUUACGUGUUUGCAGCAUUUAACAUUAUACUUUUCGGAGUGACUAAAGUGUUCCCCUAUUUACAAAUUACCCUGAAAACGUAUGGACUUUUUAUAAUGUUUGGUACGGCAAGUUUCAUUGCUUCUUUGUUAAUGUAUUUGAUGCUGCCCGAGACAAAGAAUUUAACUUUAGGACAAAUAGAGGAUCAUUUUAGGAGCAGUAGUUGGUUGUGGAUCACUAGAAAAUCGCGUUUGAAGUCAUAAAAGUGUGAUAACUGAUAGGAAAAUAAUUAUAAUAUUUUUUAGGUAAAUAUUGUAAGUUUGAAAUAUAUAUUUCAACUUGUCCAAA